UAUAAGAUGACUUGUUAGGGUUCGCUCCUCGCCUCUCCACUCCGAUCCCGAAGCCCCCGCCGCCCGUUGCCGAGAGAGAGUGAAAGGGAGGGAGAAAGAAGAGAGCAAGGAGAGCGCAAGCCUUCCGAUCAAGAUGGGGAAGACUCGUGGGAUGGGAUCUGCUCGCAAGCUCAAAACUCACAGGAGGAGGCAGAGAUGGGCAGACAAAGCAUACAAGAAGAGCCAUCUUGGCAAUGAGUGGAAGAAGCCCUUUGCUGGUUCUUCUCAUGCCAAGGGCAUUGUCCUUGAAAAGAUUGGCAUUGAAGCCAAGCAGCCCAACUCUGCUAUCCGAAAGUGUGCCAGAGUUCAGCUUAUAAAGAAUGGGAAGAAAAUUGCAGCCUUUGUGCCAAAUGAUGGUUGCUUAAACUACAUUGAAGAAAAUGAUGAAGUGUUGAUUGCUGGGUUCGGAAGGAAGGGGCAUGCUGUUGGUGAUAUUCCUGGAGUGAGAUUCAAGGUUGUGAAGGUUUCUGGUGUGUCACUACUGGCUCUUUUCAAGGAGAAGAAAGAGAAGCCUCGGUCUUGAAAUUUCAUCCUAGAGUCCUUUCAGAUGUGAACCAAUCUGAUGUUUUGGCUCUAUCUUCAUUACUUUCACUCUGUAGCCCAGUUUUCUGUCGACAUGCUUUUAAGAAGUUUAGUAGACUGCUAAGCAGAUUUUCCAUUGUUAUGCUGUGUUUUUGCAUGCACUUGCAACCUAUAUUAUAGCAUGAUCUUGCCUUGCUUCUUUCUGCAAU
Messenger RNA from Phoenix dactylifera (date palm), 770 nucleotides. RefSeq names its product small ribosomal subunit protein uS12-like. Gene Ontology annotation, biological process: translation. Gene Ontology annotation, cellular component: small ribosomal subunit; ribosome. Lineage: Eukaryota; Viridiplantae; Streptophyta; Magnoliopsida; Arecales; Arecaceae. Gene Ontology annotation, molecular function: structural constituent of ribosome. The record is from RefSeq and is a predicted model, not a curated record.